Molecule: messenger RNA, 1479 nt
Organism: Paramecium sonneborni
Lineage: Eukaryota; Ciliophora; Oligohymenophorea; Peniculida; Parameciidae
Source: the annotation of a GenBank genome assembly
AUGAGUCGAAAUCCAUCACCACGGAGAUUCUAAAAUGUGUUAGAUAAAUGGCAUUAUAGUAAAUGUUCAGAAAUAAAGAUCCACUUCUUUGUGAAAAAUCUCUAUAUGGGCAAUCAAACAGAAGAUCAAUUUUUGUGUUUUGUGAAAGAUCGAGUGUAGAAGGCGGUAAGAUUAUAAAGAUGAAUAAAGGGUCCUUGUGAAGUGAUUUAAAUAACAGAUAAGAAUUAGAAUGAACGAACAAUUGAUAUAGCAAUAGGUAUGCGAUAUGACAACGAUGCUAAAUUGAUAUAUAUUGGAAAGAAACAUAUCAAUUUGGUAUCAAAAAAUCAAAGUGAAAAGAAAAUAAUUCCUAUGAUUAGUGAUAUAUUUUUGAUGAUGCUAAGGGUAGUGAAUAUUAUAUAAGAGGGUGUUAGGAGAAGGGAGAAGUAGACAAAUAAGCACUUGAAGAAAAAUUGAGGUAGUAAAGAUUUGGUGAAAAAAAGAGAGAUAGAUCAAGUAGUUAAGAAUCAUCAAGAUCUGAUAGUGUUGAUAAAAAGAAGAAUCCUAGUGCAAUAGUCUUAAAUUUAUAAGUUAUUCCAUAAUAGAAAACUAUUCCUCCUCCUCUUCCUCCUAUUGUGGAUAUUUAACCAGUGCAAUUAACAAGUAAUUAAAUUCACUCAUACAUUAUAGUUCCUAAGGAAACUCUAUAUAUCUUUGGGAUUCCCUUAGAAUUCACUUUACAAGAGUGCUUGAUAGAUAUUAAAAAUAGCUUGAAUUUAUAGUAAUUACCAGAGGGUACAUUCAGAAGUGAAAAAUAGUAAGAUCAUAUUUUUGAAUAUUUGGAAGUGCAAUUAGAAAUGAUAUAGAAGAAUCUGUUAUUAAAAAUUAAGAAUGUGCCCUGUCUUAUAUGUUAAAAGAAAAAGAAGACUGAUUCAUUCUCAGACAUACUUAAACAAUAUUAAUUAUUCAUCAAAACAUAACACCCAAUCAAUACAAACAAAUUAUUGACCAUAUUCCAAUAAUAUGGUGAUAUCAUUGGAUUAUAUGAAUUGCUAGUUAAGUAAAUUCACUAUCUCUAUUUCUAGUCAAGAGGAAUCAUCCAAUUCUCAUUGUAUUGUAUAUACAACUGAUCAAUUCAUUAAACAUUUGAAACCUCCUGGUCAAAUUGAAAUUCCUGAAGAAAAAACAAUUUAUGAAUACAGAAUACCUGAUUAAAAUUUUGUCUCUUUUCAACGGAUCCCCUACAAAAGUACAUUACAUGCCUAAAUUACAAGGGAUUCUAGUAGUUCUAGUAGUAGUAGCUCAUCAUCAUCAGUAAUUAUUUUAAUAUUAUUAUUAAUAAUAGUCUUCACGGAGCAGAAGUGAUAGUAACCCUAGAAAAAAAAAAUAAUACAGUAUUUAUACUAUUAUUAUAUAUAUAAUUUUAGAUAAAAAUAAUUAUAACAAUCGCAAAAGAUAAAACUAUAGAAGGAACAAUAAUUAUUAUGACAAUUGAGAUUA